Plectropomus leopardus (leopard coralgrouper) is the source of this 4466-nucleotide messenger RNA. RefSeq names its product roundabout, axon guidance receptor, homolog 4 (Drosophila) (gene robo4). NCBI's taxonomy places the organism in Eukaryota, Metazoa, Chordata, Actinopteri, Perciformes, Serranidae. The record is from RefSeq and is a predicted model, not a curated record. Gene Ontology annotation, biological process: cell-cell adhesion. Gene Ontology annotation, molecular function: protein binding.
GGGACUUUUCAAGCUAAGUUGGACGUUAAAUUGAAAAUGUCGUAGUUAGAAAGAGAAGAGGGGACACAGUGUCACAGUGAUGAAAGCUGGACCUUCAGUGAGGCUGUAAUAGUUACAGUUAGACCACAAACCGUUUUUUUAUCAUCUGCUUCGGAGAGGAUCUCUGUGACUGUUAAUGAUGAGCAGGAGUGUUUUCAUGGGCUUUGUGGCAUCUGUGUUUGGACUUCUCUUGUCAGGUUCCAGAGUUCAUGCACAGGAGACGCCGCCCCGCAUCGUCCACCAGCCCUCUGACGUAGUGGUGAAGGUUGGGAAUCCCGCCUCGCUCUCCUGCCGGGCGGAUGGCAACCCGAAGCCGACCAUAGAGUGGCUGCAGAACGGGCAGCCUCUGGAUAUGACAAACGGAGAUGAAUACAUGCAGCCCUUGGCUUUGUCAGAGGGGAGCCUCUUCUUCCUGAGCGUGGGAGGAGGCAGGCGAAGUCAGUCGCAUGAGGGCGUGUACACCUGCGUGGCCACGAACAGUGCAGGAAAGGCCACCAGUCGUAACGCUUCCCUGUACAUUGCAGUGUUGAAGGAGGAGUUCAGUGUGCAGCCCAGUGAUGUGGAGGUGGCAGAGGGGGAGGUGGCUGUCCUAAACUGCAGCCCCCCAGUGGGACACCCAGAACCUAAUGUCAUGUGGAAGAAGAAUGGCUGGCCCAUCAACAGCUCGGAUCACCACUACACUGAGCUAAGUGGGAAGCUCAUCAUCGCUCCUGCAGAGAGGACGCACUCUGGUGCUUACAUGUGUGUGGCCAGCAACACUGUGGGAGUGAGAGAGAGCAGGGCGGCGCGGCUCACUGUGCUCGCCAAGCCUGUGUUGGUGAUGAAACCCGAAAACGUGUCUGUGAGACUGGGGGAGUCUGCCCAGUUCCACUGCCGAGCUAAAGGUGACCCCCCACCUGCUGUGGUCUGGAGCAGAGAGCAGGGACCACUGCCCAACGGCAGGUAUCUUGUAAACCCAGACCAGACUCUCCAGAUUCACUAUGUGUCCACCCAGGAUGCUGGGAGGUACACCUGCACUGCUGUAAAUGAUGUAGGCGUGGUCACAGCCAGCGCACAGCUACUUGUUGACGAGGCUCCCAGCACCACACAGAGAGACCUCCACAAAGAGCUGUCAGCCCUGAGAGUUUCUCUGGAGAACGUGUCCAUCGUGGCCCCUGGCUCCAACAUAUCACAAGUCCAGUGGAGGCUCCAGUCCCUCCCAGAUCAGCCUCAUUACCUCGAUGGCUUUGAGGUUCUCUAUCGCUCUCUGCUGCCUGCCAGCUCCGACUGGGCUGCAAAGAAGGCAACGCUGCCCAGCUUCCAGACUCAGGUGGGCCCCUUAAAGAGGGGCUACAAGUAUGAGUUCAAAGUACGGCCCUAUGGAAGCAACUUGUACGGGAGGGAGAGCAACACCCGGCACCUCAGAGUCCCCGAGACAGUGCCCAGUGCCUGUCCACUGGCUGUGUCCGUAACAGUGAGCCACGAGCAGAACAACACCAUCCAUGUGAGCUGGGAGCCUCCUCCUCAUGACACCCACAACGGCAUCAUACAAGGCUACCAGGUGUGGUGUGUGGAGUCUGAGGAGCAGCUGUCCCAGAACUGGACAGUGGACAGUGGCCGACACAACCUUGAUAUCUCUGCUCUCAGAUCGGGGAAACGAUACUGGAUCACCAUAGCAGCUGUCAACGGAGCUGGAGUGGGAACACUCAGUGACCCUCAUGGAUUUGUCAUCAACCCACAAAAAGGCGGUUCCCCUGAGUCAGACAGCCAGAGACAGGAUCUGUCUCAGGUCUUGGCGCUUCUUCAGGAUCCGGUGCUGAUCGGUAGUGUUGGCGCCCUCCUGUGGUGCGUCCUGAUGGUUGCAGCUGUCUGCCUCUUCAGACGCCACAGCAGGACAGGUCACCUGCUGCCGAGACAUGGCAGGAGUAAAGGUUUGCACAGACUAGCCAGUGAAGAUCUCAUCAUAAAACACAGGAUGGCGGCUCCAGACUCACCGUGGAUCUCUGGAGGCUGGAGACCUGCCUUCAGCCAGAAGUACCAGGACCUGUGGGCCCAAGAUCAGAAGCAUCCAGGGAUCAGGAGCACCAGCCUCCCGGUGUCCUGGAAGGACUCUAGCCGUGUGGACUCAGCUGUCCCCAUCGUGACCGACAGCUGUGGCGUUUAUGGCACUUUUUACGUGGAUCUGAUGGGCAACGGCCUCAAGACCUUCAACAGUCCAGGACGCUGCCCUAAAAUGCCUCAUUGUCCGCCCCAUCAGCAAGGAGCCGAGACCAUCCAGAUCUUCUCUCAGCCUGUCUCAAAGAGCUCUCCCCUCGGGAGCAGGGAGGCGCUGCCAUGGAAACAGGCCAUACGUCCCCAGCCCAGGAUGGGUGUGCUGAGAGAGUCAUGGGAAAAAAGCCACAGCAAGCAAGAGUUGCAUGCAGUGAGCAGCGUCCCCUUAGUGUCAACCAGGAACCAGGCCUGUCCAUCCAGUGUCUACAAACAGAGACUCAGUCACAUUCCAUCAGGCCGCCACGAGCGUGAUAAAGUUGCUGGCUGUCCUCGCCUGCUGCAUUACUCUGCAUCAUUACACCUGAUGGACAUGCUGCCCCCCCCACCACCACUGCCCAUAGAGGACACCAUGGACACACACAGCCUCAGCUCAGAUGAAGGCUCCAGUCGUUCUACAAAGCUCACAGUGGACAUGGGCUCUCUGCAGUCGGUUUGUGCUCCAUCAGCCCACCGAGGGAAACCAGGAGCCUCCACCACCACCAGCAAUAACAGCAGCAGCUUCCCCUUCUACAACCACCUGUCUAACACAUCAUAUUCCACGUCAGUGGAUGAAGAACAGGGGGCCACGCUGACAGCACAGGAGGCCACACAGUAUCUCGAGCUCAGCCCCAAACCUGAGAGAUGCAGUGCUCUGCCUCAGCAGCACCCCUCCCUGCCCCACUCCUUCUCCCCCACCCUGGGCUACUUCUGUGGGCCAGCCCGCUCCCCUCAGCUGGAGGAGGACCCCGUCACCGAAGAGCCCGAGGCCCCACCGAUUGGCUUGCGGCACUCCCGCCUCCAGAGCACCCCCUCCUCCUGCUACAGUGAGUGGGACAGCUCGCUGUGGAACACCUGGAGCUCCGUCAUGGACAGCAAUAUGACCAGCGCCCGCACCAGCCUCAUCAGCUCGGUGGACAGCUGCUACACCAACGACAGCGCCAACUUCGCCCGCCUGCUGGCUGCGGCAGCGGAGAGCAUGAGUGGAGCCUCUUUGUCAGACUUCUCUCCGCCAGCCUCCCCGCUCAGCGCCUUGUAUCCGCCGUUUCGGGCAGAAGGCGACUCGUUUGGCGAGCUGGAGCCGGUUCCUGCGUGGGACUGGAACAUGGCCUGGGUGGAAGAAAUGGAGGCUCAAUAUAGAGCACACUAUCCUGGCAGAAGCUCCAAACCCUUUGACACUUAGGGGACUCUGCCAAGAAGGUAAAAGAUUUUGAGAACUUGACAAACACCUCAAAGCAACGCCAGAGCUGCAGGACAAAAAGACAUUUACUUAUUGAAAAGCGCAGGAAUUUUAAGGUCAAAAAUAUUCCAGAGUUUGAUGUGAUUUCCCAGUCAGAGACAGGUAAAUAUCUGGAUUUGAAAGAAAUAAUUACAGCCAGCUCCUUGAUGUUUGGACGCCUCUGCGCAUCUGUUGUUUGUCUCUUAUAGUUUUCCAAGUUUACCUCAGGGCAGUCCAGCUACUAUUUUGCAUCCUUCAAACGACUUCCAUUGAGUCUUUAAAGUUUUCCUCCCCUCUCUGCAUCCUUCCCGCUCAUUAGAGAAUAGGAUAAUGAGAUCCUUCCCUCGGGAUCUUCUCACCCAGUGUGUUUUGAAAAGGCCAGAGAGACACAGAGACGGGAUGAGAGACAGAGAGGAAGCAGUCAUUAGGCAGAAAUACAGCGCUGGAGUUUUUCCUCCCGGCUCAUUUGUUUUUUAUUUCCUCAUGUUUGUUGUGAGAUUUUUUAUUAGGGCUGAGGUCCCGCCAAACAUAGCUUCGCAUAGUGAUUUUGUACAGACUGUGUUACUGAUCAAGUGUAUAUAUUCAGCUUGUUCGACAAAUGUUAUUUAAAGAAUUUAAAAUAUUCCAAAUCUUUGUCUGUCUUCUCGGUUAUUUUGGUGAUCUGUUUUGCAUUCUCGGAACUCUUUUAUAUUUUUAAAAAUUUUUUUUUUUACUUAGAACACUGUCCAUUUUUUUACUCGAGAAACCCUGGGUAUAAACAGUGAGUUUGAGUUUUUUGGCUAUUUUGCUUCCGUGACUUCGCUUCCGAAAACCUUCAAAAUACAGAUUUAAAUGUUUAUUUUAGAUCCAAUUUCUGUUCUGGAAAUGUAUGCAAAAAGCAGAUAUUUUGUUAGUUAACGCCUUAAAAUAAGUGUCCUAACCCUUUGAAACCUGAACAAAUUUGGCUUUAUUUCUUUCAAAAACAUGUGAAGAAGGCAGUGAG